Pistacia vera is the source of this 1400-nucleotide messenger RNA. RefSeq names its product transmembrane protein 120 homolog. Gene Ontology annotation, cellular component: membrane. Lineage: Eukaryota; Viridiplantae; Streptophyta; Magnoliopsida; Sapindales; Anacardiaceae. The transcript has 9 exons. The record is from RefSeq and is a predicted model, not a curated record. The coding region runs from base 34 to 1080 and encodes 348 amino acids.
UUAAAAAAAAAAAAAAAAAAAAAAAAAAAUCCGAUGGCUCUAAGGGAGGUUGAAGAGGAAGUUGAAAGGGUUGUCGAAGAGGCUAAAGAGUUGCAUGAUUCGGCUGCUUCUCUUAUUAAUCGAACAUCGGGUGAAGAACAAUCUUUAAGACAGCGUGCUCUUUCUUUGGAUUCUAAUAUUCGCCGCUUGCGUUCUUUACUUCAUUCCAACAAUUUUGAUUCCAAGUUGGUUGACAAGCUCGAAGAAGAUUUACAGAGAGCUACAUGUUUGAUAUAUGAUGGCGAUGCUUCUGCUUUCCUUCCAACCAAAGCAGAGGGUGGUUUUCUUAGAAUGUUUAUUGGUCCAAUUAAUGUUCGAGCCUCCCGCAAAGAUGUCCAAUUGAAGGUUAAAGAGGAGUACAACGCUUACAGGGAUAGGACUGCCCUUCUUUUUCUUCUAUUUCCCUCCACGCUUCUUAUAUUAAGAUCCUGGAUCUGGGAUGGAUGCUUGCCUGCAUUUCCUGUUCAACUCUAUCAGGCAUGGCUCUUGUUCCUCUAUACUGGUUUGGCUUUGCGAGAGAACAUUUUGAGACUCAAUGGAAGUGACAUUCGCCCCUGGUGGGUUUACCAUCAUUACUGUGCUAUGCUUAUGGCCCUUGUUAGUCUCACGUGGGAGAUUAAAGGACAGCCAAAUUGUGCACAAAAGCAGAGAGGGGUUCAACUUUUCCUUCAAUGGGCUAUGAUGCAAGGAGUUUCCAUGCUUCUCCAAAACAGAUAUCAACGCCAGAGACUCUAUACUCGUAUUGCAUUGGGAAAGGCCAAGAGAAUGGAUGUUGUUUGGGGAGAAACAGCUGGUGUAGAUGGCCAACUAUGGCUCUUGUGUCCAAUGCUUUUCAUUUUGCAGGGUUUUGAGGCAUAUGUUGGAUUACUGCUGCUUAGGACUGCAUUGGAUGGGGUCGUAUCUGAAUGGCAGGUAAUUUUUUGUGGGGUCCUUUUGGUUGUAAUGGCAGUUGGGAACUUCAUAAAUACAGUACAGACGCUCAUGGCAAAGUCCAGGUUUAAAGCAAAAAUGAAAAGAAGUAAGAGCAAGCAGGAGUUGUAGAGCAUCCCUAAGUUUUAGGUUAAAUCUUACCAGAGCUAUUGUAGGAUCUCAGUUUUGGAAUUGGGUUUCAAAGAUGUUUUCACUUUUAACUUACUUUUUACCUUAUAUGAAUACAUGUUUAAAUAUUUGUGCCACAACAUGAAGUGACCCUAAGAGCAUAAAAUCAACUGGCCAUGAUCAAUAUGGCACUAUUCCAAUAUCAUGCAGUCCUCUUAGGUGCAGUUUGAAGUGGAGAGCCUUUCAAAUUUCUUAAAUUGUGCCAAAAGAAACCAAAUUGUUGAAUAUUUAGUUGAGUUUCUUUGAUUUUUAUUGUUUUUUUA